AUGGAUAACAAAACAAUCUUCGUUCUUCUCCUCUCCCUCGUUAUCUUCCCUCUCUACGCGUCCGAGGCGGCGCCUAUGGGAGGUUGGAGUCCCAUUAGUGACGUUAAGGAUCCUCACAUCGUAGAAAUUGGGGAAUUUGCUGUCUCUGAAUACAACAAGCAGAACACAGCGGGACUAAGGUUUGUGGAGGUUGUUAGCGGAGAGUGUCAGGUAGUCGACGGCAUGAUGUACCGGCUUAUUGUGGCGGUUAAUGAAGGCAUAGGCAUAGCCGGCUUAGGUGAGAGGAAGAAGUACGAGGCGGUUGUAUGGGAGAAGCCGGGGUCGAAAACUAUGAAUCUCAAAUCCUUUAAGCAUGUCAUGUAA
This is a messenger RNA of Eruca vesicaria subsp. sativa (arugula), 363 nucleotides long. The record is from the annotation of a GenBank genome assembly. Lineage: Eukaryota; Viridiplantae; Streptophyta; Magnoliopsida; Brassicales; Brassicaceae.